GGAUUCAAAAACGGCUUCCUUCCAGGCAUAGAAAUAAUCCCAGACACUUCUCAUAUCUCACAUAACCUCCAAUCCGCCCUCUCAGAACCAGACAUCGUCGACACAUUAAUAGCCAAAGAAGUCCAAGAAGGUUUCAUGAUAGGCCCGUUUAAAGAACCUCCUUUCUCUCUUUUUCGCAUCAGCCCCAUUGGAAUCGCCACCAGGAAAUACUCCGGGAAAAAGAGAUUAAUUAUAGACCUGUCCUCUCCACACGGCACAUACGUUCCCAGCAUCAAUAGCAUCAUUCCAGCCCCAGACUUCUCCAUGAAAUACGCUUCCAUCGAACAAGCCAUCACUCUCAUCCGCAAAGCAGGCCAUGGGGCAUGGCUCUCUAAAGCAGACAUCACCAGUGCUUUCAAAGUCCUACCCAUUCACCCAGAAUUUUGGCGUUUCUUUGGAAUAUUCUGGAAAGGAGCUUAUUUUAGUGCGCCUCACUUCAGUGCGAAGAUCUUCGACUCCCUCUCGGAGGCUUUAUGUUGGAUUCUCAUCAAUAACCACAAGCUUCCCUAUGUCCUCCACCUCCUCGAUGACUUCCUCAUCAUCACACCUACAUCCGCACCUCCACAUUCAGGACUUUCCACCCUCGUCAAAGUGUUUUCUGAAAUAGGUGUACCCCUUUCAAAAGAAAAGACCUUAGGGCCCUGCACCUCCAUCGAGUUUUUAGGCAUCACCCUAGACUCUAUCUCUUUUCAAGCAUCUCUACCUCUGGAGAAAAUACAACGCAUUGCAUUGCUCCUAUCAAACUACAUUCUAGCAGACAGAUGCACAAAGCAACAACUGCUAGCGCUCCUCGGCCACCUCAACUACGCCAUCAGAAUAAUUCCCCAAGGAAAGUCCUUUAUUUCCAACCUACUAGCAAAAGCAGCAACAAUACCCUCUCUACAUGAUAAAAUCACCUUGGAUGAAGCUUGCAAAAUGGAAAUGCGGCUUUGGCAGCAAUUCCUGUCUUCAUGGAACGGCAUAUCCUUCUUUUAUAACGACUACAUCACACAUCCAGAAGACAUCCAGAUGUACACAGACGCAGCGCCUUCCAUCGGAUUCGGCGGCUACUACAGCGGUCGCUGGUUCGCUUCUGAGUGGCCACCAGAGUUCAGCAAUCUAAUCCAGCAGUCAGAUUUUCCCUCAUCCGCACUUUACGAAAUGUAUCCCGUCAUCAUAGCGGCCAUCCUUUGGGGGCACGAAUGGUCCCGACAUUCCAUACUCAUCCACUCCGACAACUCGGCAGUAGUCGAAAUCAUAAAUAAAGGCAGAUCCCGUUCCCUGGCUAUCAUGCAAUUAGUCCGCAGACUGACACUUAUAUCAGCGCAACAUCAGUUCAUCAUCAGAGCAGCACACAUUCCAGGAUACUGCAAUAGCAUAGCUGACUCAUUGUCCCGUUUUUCUUUUCAGAAGUUCAGAAUCUUAGCUCCAGAAUCAGACAUGCAUCCCACGCCAGUUCCACCGUUUUCAGCCACCAUCUUCAACUAAAUCCACAGCUGGAAAACCUUUCACAAGCUUCGAGAGAAGCUAUUCUCAAUGGCCUUGCCCAGAGUACCCUCUCUGCUUACUUGACCGGUUGGAAUUGUUUCAAGGCGUACCAUUUCUUCUACCAACUCUCAUUCCCUCUAAUGAAUGUUUGGUCCAUCUGCAAUUUCGUUACUCACGCCCAUUCCUACCAAAACAUCAGGGCUUCCUCCAUUCAGACUUAUCUAUCUGGAAUUAACUUCAUCUACAAACUCGCCACUGGCGACCAAUGCCAAACCAUUUCUCACCCUCACGUAUCUAUGCUGAUUAAAGGUCUACGAAAACAAGAACCAAUCCACAACGUUAAACGCCUGGCUUUAACUUCUGACCUCCUCAGCCAAUGCAUCUACACACUAUGUUCUGGCUACUCAAGCCCAUCGACCAACCAAACAUUAGAAUGCAUGUUCCUUCUUGCUUUUUUCGGCUUCCUGAGAUGCUCUGAAUUCGCCCCGUCGACUUCAACCUUCGAUCCAGCCAUCCAUCCCAGCCUCUCAGACAUCACCACUCAUACGUCAGAUUCUCUGAUCUAUAACCUAAAGAGAAGCAAAACCGACCAACUUGGAGAGUCAUUUCCAAUAUAC
Messenger RNA from Misgurnus anguillicaudatus (oriental weatherfish), 2123 nucleotides. RefSeq lists its product as uncharacterized. NCBI's taxonomy places the organism in Eukaryota, Metazoa, Chordata, Actinopteri, Cypriniformes, Cobitidae. The record is from RefSeq and is a predicted model, not a curated record.